AUGAAGUUGAAAACUGUUAAGGAGUUUAAUCGUGGGAACUCCACUGUUUCGUUCUAUAAACCCAACUUAGAGAUGACCACAUUAGUUAAUGGACUCAGGGUAGUUACAAAUCUGACUCCAGGACAUUUUACAGCUCUUGGAGCUUAUGUUGAUGCAGGUGCCCGAUAUGAGAACCCUGAUGCUCCUGGACUUUCUCAUAUAGUUGACCGUAUGUCCUGGAAAUCCACAGACAAUGUUACCGGAACUCAGAUGUUGGAAAACUUAAAUCAAGUGGGAGGCAACUAUAUGUGUUCUGCACAACGAGAACUGAUACUUUAUCAGGCGUCUGUAUUCAAUCCAGAUGUGGAAAAGAUGUUUGAAUGUAUGGCUGAAACUGUACGUUGCCCUAAAGUUUUGGAUCAAGAGUUGUAUGAGACAUUGCAAACCUGUGCAUACGAAGUCCAAGAUAUAGGGUACAAGGCAGAUAUGUUUCUUCCAGAAGUUUUACAUGCUGCAGCCUAUAAUCAUAAUACACUUGGAAAUCCUUUGUUUUGUCCACCUGAUAGAAUUCCUGAAGUUACAAGGGAAGAUAUUCUUGGGUAUCAUAAGAAAUUCUAUCAGCCUCAAAAUACUAUUAUAGCCAUGGUUGGAAUCGAACAUAGUAAAGCUUUGCAAAUUGUAUCAUCUCAACUUGGCGAUUGGGAAGGCAAAUCAUCAUCUAGACCUAGUCUAGGUGAAGUGAAAUAUAGUGGUGGUGAGCUCUGUCUCCCUUAUCAACCACCAAUUUCAAGUAAUUUACCUGAAUUAGUACAUAUGCAAAUUGCCUUUGAAACGAAAGGAUUGUUAGACAAUGAACUUUAUGCCCUUGCUACCCUUCAAAAAUUGCUUGGUGGUGGGUCCUCUUUCUCUGCUGGUGGUCCAGGAAAAGGUAUGUUUUCCAGAUUAUACACCCAAGUAUUAAACCGAUACGGGUUUGUUGAAAACUGUAUGGCUUUCAAUCAUGCAUAUAUUGGUUCUGGGUUAUUUGGAAUAAGUAUCUCUUGUAGUCCGGAUGCCGCACAUGUUACGUCUCAAAUCAUUGGGUAUGAAUUAUCCAAGUUAUUGGAGACAAAUCCAGAUAAAGGAGCCUUGAAUGAGAAGGAAGUUGCUAGAGCCAAGAACCAAUUGAUAUCGUCCUUGUUGAUGAAUUUGGAAUCAAAAUUAGCAGAAUUAGAAGACUUGGGAAGACAAAUCCAAUCUCAAGGUAAGUUGACACUGAUUGACGAGAUGAUUUCCAAAAUAGAACGUUUGACCCCAGCUGACUUAAGAAACGUUGCGGAAAAGGUGUUAACAGGUAAUACUGUGAAUAAGGGUAUCUCCACUGGGUUACCUACUGUGGUCAUGCAAGGUGAUAGAGAACGAUUUGGUGAUGUUGAAUUCAUAAUGCGUCACUUUGGCUUGGGUAAAUAUCCUGGUCCACAACUCGAAGAACCAAGAGAAUACACUGCUGAAGGUAAGCCUAAAAAGGAAGGCUGGUUUUCGUAA
Messenger RNA from Lizanozyma spartinae, 1503 nucleotides. RefSeq names its product mitochondrial-processing protease subunit alpha (gene MAS2). Bases 1 to 1503 code for a protein of 500 amino acids. Gene Ontology annotation, molecular function: metal ion binding. The transcript is spliced from 2 exons. Gene Ontology annotation, cellular component: mitochondrion. NCBI's taxonomy places the organism in Eukaryota, Fungi, Ascomycota, Pichiomycetes, Serinales, Debaryomycetaceae. The record is from RefSeq and is a predicted model, not a curated record.